Molecule: messenger RNA, 1174 nt
Organism: Drosophila innubila
Lineage: Eukaryota; Metazoa; Arthropoda; Insecta; Diptera; Drosophilidae
Exons: 1
Coding region: 80-931 (283 amino acids)
Cellular component (GO): mitochondrion
Source: RefSeq, a predicted model, not a curated record
CUCGACUAGAAGCGUAGCUAUUAUUUUUCCUGUGUUUUGAGUCAAACAAAAUUGAUUUGUUAUUAAAAACGUGACAACAAUGGAUUACUCAAAGCAAUUGUUCAUAAGGCCAAUUAAUCAACCAACAAAAUUGCCGCAUAUUUUGGCCAAUUUAACGCCAUUAAAGUCGAGAAUGAAACGAAUGCAACGAUCGACAUCGAAUAAUAUUGAGCAGGAAAAACGUAAUGGACUUGACCAUGAAAAUGAAUCCACAAACAAUGCAGAUUCAAGAAAGUUAAAAAAGAAUAAGUUGAUCGUAGAGAGUAGCAGGCAAUUCAAGGAGAUUGAUAAUGCGGAUGAUCAAUUACAUCAAUAUAAUCGAUUAGAUCAGUCAGAUUGUGGUCUAAACAAGUCUGACAGAAAACGAGAGAAUUGUGUUUUGCAUAUGAACUACAAUGGACAACUGGCGGCAUUGGUCUGUAAGGUGCGCACAAAUGAUUUGCCGGCAUUGAAGCAUCGAUUGUCACCGCUGUUGCGUCAACAUAAAUCACGUUUUCGUAAUGUCCUGGUCGAACGUAAUCUGUUCAAGCAAACUGGGCUUAUACAUGCCCUUAUGACCUGUGCAACUACAGGCGACUUUGCGGACUUGGAACAGGCGCUGCAAUGCGAUGCAUUGCGCUGCAAGGCUCAAGGCUGCAAGAUAGUCAGCAUUGAGAAGGGAACGCUAUGCUUUAAUUGCCAACCGGCGGAUAUACCAAAGGUAUUAGCCAGGCUAAAGCUAUGCGGCUAUAAGCCACUUCACACUGAAGUUGGCCAUUGCUCGAGGGAAACGCCAGUGAAGCUAACUGCGGGGCAACUGCAGCGUUAUGGGGAGUUCCUCAAGGCCCUCCAUGCGGACACGGACAUUGUGAAGGUCUAUGACAAUGUGGAGAACUCGACGCUGCACGGCUAAGCAGUCAGUAGCCAGAAGACGGAAGAAUUGGCAGCCGGCAGAUUUAUGCUUGUUCCCUGGUCUUGUAUCCAUUUGCUCGACUACUUGUUUAUGCAAUGCGCACUCUUCUUCGGCAUCGUCCGAACAGUUUUGCCAUGAUUUACACAUUCUUGAUCUUUAUCACAACAAUGACACUGCUAAGCCACCAGAAAUUCUCAGCCAAAAGGAUGCAAUAUACUCAACAGUUUGUUUGUAUCUCUUUCU